Molecule: messenger RNA, 816 nt
Organism: Malassezia vespertilionis
Lineage: Eukaryota; Fungi; Basidiomycota; Malasseziomycetes; Malasseziales; Malasseziaceae
Product: NADPH dehydrogenase
Exons: 1
Coding region: 1-816 (271 amino acids)
Biological process (GO): mRNA splicing, via spliceosome
Cellular component (GO): precatalytic spliceosome
Molecular function (GO): RNA binding; zinc ion binding
Source: RefSeq, a predicted model, not a curated record
AUGGCCGACGUAUGGGUCUCGCGCAAAAAGUGGACGUGCCGGCACUGCAAUGUGACGAUCAAUGACGAUAUCCCUUCGCGGCAGCACCACGAAAAUGGACUACGGCACAAGGGUAAUGUGGAGCGUGCAUUGCGUGCACUGUACAAAGGAAACAGCGAGAAACGGCGGGAAGAGGAAUGUGCGCAAAAAGAGCUGCAGCACAUGGAGCGCGCCGCGAACAAGCGCUGGCAUGCAAGCGAUGUGCCUUCUGUGCCGUGCAGUGCUGCGCCGAGGCAAAAGGCAUGGAACCCGCAGGAUAAGCUUGCUGCAUACACGUCUGCAGCGAGUCUAGGCGUCGAGGAGAAAGAGGCGGAGGCGGCGUAUAGGGAGCGCUUUGCGCGGCGCAAGACGGAGGCGAGGGUGGGUGAGUGGCAGACCGUGGAGACCGUGGAAACUAUGGAGACUGUGGCAGAGAAACCAGAAGCGGCAAGCGCGCCCGACGCAGCAGCGCCUCGCACGGACCGAGAAAAAGCGUGGCACUUUGCAUUUCGCGAGCGCACCGUCGAUGAGAUGGAGGAGAGUGCGGAUAGUUUGCCUGUGAUUGCCAAGCGGCGCCAUGAAGUGCACGGCGAGCCUGGGGAAUUGCACGGGCGUGCAUGUUUGGAGACACCUCCACGCACGCAAGAUUCCGCGCCGGAUACUCUUCCUCCCGCGCACACCGAUACCCCCGCACCCGCCACUUUUCCAUCCUCCCCCCCAUCCUCUCCCCACCUUUUCAAGAAACGCAAAUCGCGCAGCGGCACCGCCAAAAAAGUACGCAGUGGCGCGUUUGCCUAG